Messenger RNA from Thermothielavioides terrestris NRRL 8126, 1486 nucleotides. RefSeq lists its product as uncharacterized. The transcript has 3 exons. The record is from RefSeq and is a predicted model, not a curated record. Gene Ontology annotation, cellular component: cytoplasm. Gene Ontology annotation, molecular function: 2-oxoglutarate-dependent dioxygenase activity. Bases 184 to 1347 code for a protein of 387 amino acids. NCBI's taxonomy places the organism in Eukaryota, Fungi, Ascomycota, Sordariomycetes, Sordariales, Chaetomiaceae.
CUGGCUUUUGAUGCGGGGAAGCCUCGCCGAAAACCGACGAUAAGACCGAAGGCAGCGGCUGCUCAUUGACGGAGCUGGGACUGAGUUCGCGAGUUGAGAGCCACGAGACUAAGACCGCCGUCCUCAUCCUAGCACACUCUACUGCACCGCACCGCACUGUUCCAACGCUCCAUCAUCCCCAAGAUGGCGCCUGCACCAAUUGACGAGUCCAUUGUCGACACAAUCCAACCGCAGAAGGACACCCUCGACCUCCCCGAGCCAGCCCGAGAACGCCUGACAAAGGCGGGCAUCGACCUCUCCAACGGCUAUCCGUACCGACCGGCGGUGCCCAUAUACUUACAGGACGUGUACAAGAUUCGAGGCGAGGAGCGACCGUACCAGGAUGCCGGGGCAAGGGCCGACAAAACCAAGAAGCACCUGCUCUCGGCCGCGACGAAAGUGACGGAUUUGACGGCCCACAUUGGAACGGAGAUCGAGGGGUUGCAGCUAAAAGACCUCACUCCUGAGCAGCGAGACGAGCUGGCUCUGCUCAUCGCGGAGAGAAGCGUUGUCUUCUUCCGAAACCAGGACCUGAGCCCCCAGCAGCAGAAAGAACUCGGGGAGUGGUUCGGGGAAGUUGAAGUCCAUCCCCAAACACCCCAGGUUCCCAGCGUUCCUGGCGUGACCGUCAUCUGGCCCGACCUCUUCGCGCAAGGCCGGGAGACCAACUUCCGCAAGCCCGGCGGCGCCUCACGCUGGCACACGGAUCUUGUGCACGAACGGCAGCCCGCGGGGAUCACUCACUUGCACAACGACACGGUGCCGCCGGUGGGGGGCGACACGCUCUGGGCGUCGGGCUAUGCCGCAUACGAGAAGCUCUCGCCCGAGUUCCGCAAGUUCAUCGACGGAAAGUAUGCCGUCUACCGCUCUGCCCAUCAGUACCUGGACCGCGAGAACCCCACAGCUGGCCCAAAGCACAUCGAGCGCAUCCACCCACUGGUUCGGGUGCAUCCGGCAACCGGCUGGAAGGCGCUCUGGGUCAACCGGGCCAUGACCGACAGGAUCGUCGGGCUGGACAAGGCCGAGAGCGACCUCAUCCUCAACUACCUGUACGACGUUUAUGAGAAGAACGUCGACAUCCAGGUCCGAUUCAAGUGGACACCGGGUACCAGUGCGCUGUGGGAUAACAGGAUCACUAUCCACAAUGCGAGCUGGGACUAUGGCGGACGGUACCCUCGUCAUGGCACCCGCGUCACUUCGCUCGCUGAGGUUCCCUAUUUUGAUGCCAAUGCUCCUACCCGCCGGGAGGCUCUGGGCUUACUCGACGAGGAUGAAAAGCGAGCGUUGCAGGCCGCCAAGGAGGCCUAAUGAUCGGUAGAAUUGGCAGUGUGGGGAAUGUGGGGAAUGUGAAAAGAAGCUGAACUGCGGUGUUGGUGUCGAGGUUGGCUCGAGACGGUAGAACAUGAGAAUUCCCUUUCGCGUCUCCGUUUACUUGGGCUCAAAGGUC